UCCCUCUUCCGUGGCCGCUUCUCCUCCUUUUCCAGCUGCACAGGCGCAGCUCGCUGCCGUGCAGCCCGCCGCAACUUCGUACAGACGCGAACACUGUCUCUCUCGAUUCGACUUGCACGGGCGCACCUCGGAACUGCGCCGCCCGCCGCGGCUUCGGCCGCGACGGACCCAAACGUGUGAGACCGGGUGGCCCUGUCAGUCUGGCCCGAUGGCCUGACAGCGUGCGACUCAGAGAGGAAGCGUGGACCACCGGCACAGAAGAACCCGUCGGUGGGGGACCGAACCCUAGCCACCACCCAAGGGUCUGCCUGGCCCUGCUCCCCACGGCGCCGGCACCCGCAUCGGCGCUGGCCGGGGUGCUCUCUUGGCAAGUGACUGCAGGGUCCCGGCAAUGGUGGCUCUAUGGGCCAUGCGUGGGCGAUACAUCCUCGAUUGCUGUGCUCGGCGGGGGAACCAAUUGAAACUCCCCGCCUGCACCCCUGCGUGAGACUUGAGGGUACACGAAGCAAGGAGGCGGGGAGCUGGGGAGGCGGGGUGCUGGAGGCGUGGAGGCGGCAGGACGCAAAUGGCGGUGGGGCGGCGCCAGGACGGAGGCCGACUUGGAUCGCCGAUGGUUUUCCGCUCGCGCGCGUGGGCUCCCUCGGGACGCAAUGCUGCAGGGCACAGUCCUGCGUGCGCGACCACCAGGAAAAAGUCGUGCAGGGCUUCCCUCGUGCAGAGCUAUUCACGACCGCUCCUGCCCCUCGACUCGCGCUGGAUCUCCCAACUUGCAUCGGUGUGUCGGGAUUUGUUCCAGCGAGUCGGUUGGAGAAGAGUGGUCAAGCCCUAGGGACAAUGAAUGGUAAUGUCCAACUGCAAUGGAAGGGCGAGCAUGCCCAGCUGGGCGAGGACAUGGGAAGUCUCCGUUUUACAGCGCCAGGUGGCCGGACAGAUCCGGCCCGCGACAGUGGGAGACACAUCUCUCUUCUCCCUCUGCCGCGGCGUCCCUGAUGCCGCUGGGGAGUGUGAAGCGGUCAGUCCGUGCCUUCGCAAUCUGGGGUGAAAGCACGGGUGCCUGCCAAAAGGGUCAGUCGCAUCGGGCCGUGCAAAAGAGGACACAAGUGAAAUGAGCAGGUGCAUGCCUGCCGAUAGGCCAGACACGUGUCAGUCCGAACUAUAUGACUCCUCCUGGCGGUGUGGCAGAGCGCUCGCCAUCUCGCCUACAGGCGAGGUGUGUGUAGUGGCGAGCACCCCGCCAACUCUCUCGACGUCUGCGCGUCCUUCUCCGCGUCUGGGGGUCCUCUGUAAUUCGGGAAGAUCUUCUUGCCUAUCCUGGCCAGGUUCUUGACGCCCUGACGCGUGGCAGGCACGCGUUGGGACCAUAAACUGCUCGGGGCGACCGUAGCCGUGCGGCCGCACGUCGCACAAAAGUAUAGCGAGUGCCGCGGCCAGAAGCGGAGGGCAUGUGACUCGUGAAGUUGCUUCCCGCCCAGCAUCACCCCCCUCCCACCGACCGAAAUUCAUCGAUAGCCGAGUCCGCGGACCCAGAGUCCGCAGGCUGGUCGACCGAGCACUCUGUGGCGCAUGUCUCCUGAAUAUCUUCUUGUUUAACAAUGCAGUGGCACAGGCUGCACACAUAUUUAUGAGACGGCUGGCGCACAAAACCAUGUUGACUCUCUAGCGCGGCCUUCGAUAAAACCGCCUCCGACGAGGCAGUGCUGAGGCGGACUUGGGCCUCCCGAGGGCAGUUAGAGAGGUCCAAACGAGGCCACAGAGGAAGGAUUUGAGCCGGCAAUUUGCAAACAGCUUUGGCGACCCUAGUGCAGACAACCAAAGCCUCCUGCUCCUCUUCCGUGGCCGCAGGGUGGAGAUUGGCCCCUGCUUUAACCGCCAGAUCCGCCGCGUGGUUGCCCAAACGGCACCAUCGCGUGGUUGGCUUACGCGGGCAACAAGUCCGUCCAAUGGAAGGGGGCGAUGCCGCAAGUAAGCCGGAUGAUGCUUCUGUAUGUGCCUGCGUUGGGUUUUCCACCACAAACUGAUGGGAAAAUGUCGCUUUCCUCUCUGGAUACAGCACGAUCUGCGUCUGCUGGUGAGGAUACGUGAAGCGUGAUGAAUUCCAUCAGUACAAAGGGUGUCGGGUGUGGAGCACCGUCAAUACCCGAGGGAGCAGGAGAGGAGGAGGAGGAGGAGGAGAGGAGGAAGAAGGAACUAGCGGAGGAGGACCGGUGGUCGUACAAAG
Prorocentrum cordatum is the source of this 2218-nucleotide messenger RNA. The record is from the annotation of a GenBank genome assembly. Lineage: Eukaryota; Dinophyceae; Prorocentrales; Prorocentraceae.